AUGGCAAUAUCUACAGAUUUAUCACUAUCGGAUUGUGAGAUGUCCAUGAAAACAGUGCGCCUUGAGAAGGAAUAUGAAAAGGCUAUUGCAGAUUCAGCGCGUCUAGUAGAUGCUGAGAGAGAUCGAAUGAGACGAAUGGAAAAUCUGCUUCUUCAAUUUGAAAGUGAAAGCUUAAGAUCACAGCUCAAUCAAGCCAACAUGCAGCUGCGUGGAUUCACGCGGACCGAGUCGGAAACGCUACUUCAACUAAAUGAAGCCUGCCAAGAAAUCGAUCAUCUGAAUCGCCAGGUACAACUCUCAUCCAAUGAAAUUGAGAAAUUGAAGGAGGAUAUUUCUACACUAAACAAUACAUCGACAAGUUACAAUACCCUUCUUGCCGAAAAGCUUCACCUGAGCCGAGAUAUUACAAACCUGGAAACCGAAAAUAAACGGCUUAAGACCCAAAGCUCAUCCCAUGAGACAUCAAUGACAGAAAAACACGAGAUGGAACAACGAUUGAAUUCCCUGGAGGUCCAGCUUGAGAACGAAAAACAUGCACAUGAGGGUACUCGAUUAAAGGCAUUACAGCAAGAGGAUGAUAUUAGUGAACUUUCUAACAUAGUUGACAACUUGAAAGGCGAACUCGCGAGGGAGAUGCGAAUGAGGCAGCAGCACGAACGAGAUGAUCAGCAGCACAAUGCAGAAUGGGAGUCCCAGCGCACAGUACUCGAAGGGAAACUUGAAACACUGAAAAAACAGCUCCGUUCGACUAAGGACAAGUUACAGGAAACUCAACUUGAAUUGCAGAGACGUGCUAAUACCAGGCCUAAUGAAGGUGAUAGUUCAGAGCUGCGUUCUCGAACUGUUCCCAUCAAGCGUCCUGGUCCCAGUGCGGAUUAUCAAAGUGGCAUUACCAUUGCCACCCCCGGGGCUAUUCGCUUGCAGGAGAAGGUCAAAAAACUAUCAGCACUGCCUGGCGACAAAUCGGCAUUUUCUAUAACCCCGUUUCUGAACCGAACCGGUGCCCCGAGAGACUCUCCAACGAGCUCAGAGGUAGACGAGGAUGAAGUUCAACAGGCCAUGGCAGACAUCAAUGCAUCAACAGCCACGGCUACAGCCUUGGAUAAAUCGAAUAUUAUCGGCACCUCCUCGGCAGAUUCACCCUCUCUCGCUCGAGCUCUUCCAGCUAAAGCAGCAAAAUCAAAUUACCGUGAGGCCGCCAUCACUGCUAUCUCGGGAUCACCGGAUUUCAAACAGCCUCGCAGCCGUCCGAAUAGCAAAUUUUGGGAAAGUGACAAGCCCACUGACUCACUAGAGUCAAAAUCUAAGAAGCGUAAGCUCGGAGCCCAGCGAGACAGAAACUUAUUCGAAGAUGAUGAAGAUGAGAGGGUUGAAAGCAGAAAGCCAGGACGUAAACUUGCGCUGGGAGUGAGUCGGAAUUCGUCUCUCUCAAUUUCUCAACAACCUGGUGCACCGACAGGGGAUCGAUUGCCUCGGACGCUUGGAUUUGGCGCCUUUUCGCCCUUGAAAAGAGAUCGAAAGUGA
This is a messenger RNA of Penicillium taxi, 1524 nucleotides long. RefSeq lists its product as uncharacterized. Bases 1 to 1524 code for a protein of 507 amino acids. The record is from RefSeq and is a predicted model, not a curated record. NCBI's taxonomy places the organism in Eukaryota, Fungi, Ascomycota, Eurotiomycetes, Eurotiales, Aspergillaceae. The transcript has 3 exons.